Molecule: messenger RNA, 1389 nt
Organism: Cryptococcus deneoformans JEC21
Lineage: Eukaryota; Fungi; Basidiomycota; Tremellomycetes; Tremellales; Cryptococcaceae
Product: low-affinity zinc ion transporter, putative
Exons: 5
Coding region: 143-1252 (369 amino acids)
Biological process (GO): zinc ion transmembrane transport
Cellular component (GO): plasma membrane
Molecular function (GO): zinc ion transmembrane transporter activity
Source: RefSeq, a predicted model, not a curated record
ACGCAUACUGUAACUGCAUAAUCAUAUAUAAAUCAUAUAUUUUCACAAUCAAACUCACCUUCCGGACUUUGUAUUGAAAGAACCAUCUUGGUAGCUCUCCACUCCGCCUCCGCUUUUUACGACCACAAAAACACCAUACAACAUGUCCGACGAUGCCGCUGAUGUGGACGCCUGUGCCAUUGACAACAGUGAAUCUCACUUUGGAUUGCGGAUUGGGUCCAUCUUCAUCAUAUUGGUUACGUCAGUGAUUGGCACUGUACUCCCUAUCAUCUUGAGACAAAGCAGUUUCGUUCCAAGGCCGGUGUUCGAUUUUGCCAAAUACUUCGGUUCAGGUGUAAUCAUAGCAACAGCGUUUAUACAUCUAUUAGCACCAGCAUGGGAAGAGUUGACUUCAGAGUGUCUGUCAGGCGCAUGGGAGGACUAUGAUUGGGCACCUGCCAUCGUUAUGGCUGCUGUGUACUUCAUCUUCUUUGCUGAAGUCGCCGCUUAUCGAGCGGGUACACGGCGACUUCAGCGAUUGGGCAUCAACUAUAGCUCCCACGCUCACGACGAGACUGAUGCGCACGCGCACACCCACGAUCACGAACCUCCUCUUGGCGUGGAUGUCACUGCCCCUGCUCCCGACCAUCACAUUCAUCCCGACCAUUCCAACAUCACCUCUCAUCCUCACGGACAUCAUCGCACAUCGUCGGGCGAGAAGGGCAAGGAUGCGGAGUCUGCCUCUGAUGUCUCGACUGUGAACCAGCUUCCUAGUCAAGCUGAGGCUGCUGCUCAGCUUAUCGCCGUUGCAGUUUUGGAAUUCGGUGUCGUUCUUCACUCUGUUAUCAUCGGUCUUACUCUCGCUGUCGACGAAUCCUUCGUUACCCUUUUUAUUGUCAUCAUCUUCCACCAAAUGUUCGAAGGUCUCGGUCUCGGCUCCCGUCUCUCAAUCCUCACUCUUCCCGAAAAUUUGUGGUGGACGCGGUACGCCGCCGCCAUUUUCUACUCUCUAUGCACACCUGUUGGCGUCGCCAUCGGUCUCGGUGUUCGAUCCACCUACAACGGUAACGGUGCGAAAGCCAACAUCAUUUCAGGUGUCCUCGAUGCCACUUCGGCUGGUAUCUUGCUUUACACCGGUCUCGUCGAAUUGCUCGCCCAUGAGGUGUUGUUAAACCCCAGGAUGAUGAAGUCGAGCAACUCGAAGUUGGCUUAUGUCUUCUGCUGUAUGCUUUUAGGUUCCGGUCUCAUGGCGUUACUUGGUCGAUGGGCUUAAGAAAUGAAGGACAUCCGUGAGAAGAUUAUGUCGUAGAUGUUCAGCAGGCCUGCUAUCUGGGAUAUCUAGAUGUGCAUUUUUAUAUAGAUUAUGACCUAGAAAAUUAAUUAAUUAAUGCAUAAUGAGCUAUCUGUAUG